Molecule: messenger RNA, 516 nt
Organism: Akanthomyces muscarius
Lineage: Eukaryota; Fungi; Ascomycota; Sordariomycetes; Hypocreales; Cordycipitaceae
Exons: 1
Coding region: 1-516 (171 amino acids)
Source: RefSeq, a predicted model, not a curated record
AUGUCAAGAUCGUCAGCCUCACCACACGCUGCCUCGCCAGCCCCAGCUCCCACCCUUCUCCUCUCCGUCCUCCUCCUCUCCUCUCUCCUCGGCCGUGCCCUCGCCGCCAACUCGCAGCCCGCGCCGCUCCCCACCCUCCAUGCCGUCGUCGCGCCGGGCGCCGCGGCCGCAGCACCGGACGCCGACAGGAACCACUACAACAACGCCGUCCACGACAACCAGCAGCGCGCGCAGCAGCCGUCCGGGCCGUACACGCCGCUCGUCACGCCGGCGCCGUCGGCCGUCAGCGACGACCAGGCCCUGAGGGACCAGGGCUUCCGCCAGGAGACGUUUUACACGUGCAUGACGGCGCCGAGCGGCCGCGAGCACUGCGGCUGGCACACGCCCGUCCUCAAGCAGGCCAAGCAGGGCAGCGCCGCGGCGGCCGUCAUGGCGCCGCGGCAGCGGACGGAUGUGCGCAUCGUCGUGGCCGCCGUCGUGGGCUUGGCGGGCGUCUUUGUCGUGGGCUUGAUGUGA